Messenger RNA from Drosophila albomicans, 1440 nucleotides. RefSeq names its product exosome complex component RRP45 (gene Rrp45). Gene Ontology annotation, biological process: nuclear polyadenylation-dependent rRNA catabolic process; TRAMP-dependent tRNA surveillance pathway; U4 snRNA 3'-end processing. The coding region runs from base 72 to 1331 and encodes 419 amino acids. Gene Ontology annotation, cellular component: cytoplasmic exosome (RNase complex); nuclear exosome (RNase complex). The transcript is spliced from 3 exons. NCBI's taxonomy places the organism in Eukaryota, Metazoa, Arthropoda, Insecta, Diptera, Drosophilidae. The record is from RefSeq and is a predicted model, not a curated record.
CUUGUGCGGCCCUGAUUGAAGCACGUUUUUAAAUGCCGGCACAAAACAAAAACGACAAUUGAUUGCUCGCAAUGUUUAUGAACGCCAAUUUAUUUGAACCGGGUAAAUCCAAACCCGAACGUGUCUUUGUACAGAGUGCUGCGAAACAAAACACGCGCUUCGAUGGCCGCAAAACUAGUGAAUUUCGCGAUGUAAAACUCAAUUUUGGCGCCGAUUGGGGCACAGUCACAGUGUCCAUGGGUGACACGAUGGUGUUGGCGCAAGUCAGUUAUGAUAUCGGCACGCCAACGAGUGCACGACCCAACGAAGGCACGCUGCACUUGAAUGUGGACAUCAAAGGAGUGUCAUAUCUAGAUGAAGCACAAGCGACGUACGAUCAGCGCUCCCUGACACUCAAUUCACUGUUGGAACGAACAUUUCGUAGUUCUCGCUGCCUGGAUCUGGAGUCGUUAUGCAUUGCCGUUGAGCAGCAUGUGUGGUGUGUGCGUGUGGACAUCAACGUGCUCAAUCAUGAUGGCAAUCUUUAUGAUGCUAGCACAAUUGCAACGCUGGCAGCAUUGAUGCACUUUCGACGUCCCGAUGUCUCGUAUAUUGACGAUCAAAUCCGCACGUAUAGCGAAAGGGAACGGGAACUCAUGCCGCUACUCUUUCUGCAUUAUCCCGUCAGCGUUACGUAUUGUGUGUACAAAAGUACUCCACAGCCGCUGGUUGAUCCCACGCUGUUGGAGGAGAAUGCUGCCGAUUCUAUCAUUGUCUUGAGCUUCAAUUCAUACCAAGAGCUGUGCACACUCAAUGCGGGUGGCACUGCACCCACCAAUGUACGCACCAUCAUGCAGUGCGCACACAGCGCCGCCAGAAGAUCAAAAGCUCUCGUGCAGUUCGUGCGCAAAGCAUUGGAGCUAGAUAUGGAGAAACGACAGCAAUCCAAGCAUGUGGCCGGUUUGAUUGAUCUACUUGACGGCUCAUUGAGCAAAUUCAGCUUCAAACGUUUGAUGGAGCAAGAGCAACCGAUGGAAGUGGAUGCAGUGCAACCAAGCCAAGCCAGCAGAGCAGAGUCUGAGCAAAAGCCUGAGAAGAUGACAAUUGAAGAGCAGUCGCAAGCUGGUCAGAAACCAGCUGUCAAGGAUGACAGCAGCUGGCUGCCAGAAGGAAAUGAUGUCACACAAGAACAGCAAAAUACUGAACAAAUUGUUAAAGAAAACGCAGCGAAGAACACCAAGGCUACUAAAUCGAAGCCAAAUCGGGGAAAGAACAAAGCUGGCAAAAAACAAGCUGCGGCCAAAAAACAAAAUCAAAGCGAUUCUGAAGAGGAGGCCACACAUAUCAUUUGAUAAAUGAUUGUUGCUCCGAAAUUGUAAUUAUUACGUUUUAAAUAGUUAUAAUAAUGUGCACAUUAUGAUGAGAUGAAUGUCUAUUUAAGAAUAGUGUUUUAAGAGUAAA